ACGGGAACGCUAUGCGGAUUUUUUGAAGAAAUCGCUCCUUAUACCGGAGCCUCCUUUAUGUUUUGGGCAGCAAUUAAUUCGACAGAGCGACGGAGUUAGUUUUCGUUGAAAAUGGAAGAUUAAAUGCAAACCGGUACAUAACGGAAUGUACAAAUACCACUAAGAUCAGUGCACCCUGUUCCACAAAACGUCAUGGAACUAAAGGGAGUCAUUGCCGAAGAGUGGGAACGUAUUCCUCAAAACGUUAUGAAUACAUCGUACAAAGCAUGCCCAGAAGAAUUCAAGCUGUGAUUUUGGCAAGAGAACUUUAGGUUUUUACAUUUGUAACUUUAUUUAAUUUAAAAACAAUCAUUCUUCUUGACUCUAUUGCCGACAUAUACAUCAUAAAUAAAUUAAAGAAAAAAUUGCCAAUAUUCACUUCACGCGUAUUAAUUUACGAUUAUUAGUAUACAGACUACGUCAAACAAAUAAUUAUAUCAUUUAAUUAACGGAAAUCGAAGUUAGAACGUAAAUUUCCGUAAAUGAUUUUUUUGCUAAAGAGUUUUUAAAUAUACGUAGGCAUAUUUAACUUAAAAAUGUACAGUAUGCACAUUAACGCAUUCCUUUCCCGUUUUACAUACUUCAAUAAAUAUAAACAUCAUCGUUUAAUGAAGAACCGGAUGAAUUGUCGUAAAGAUCGUUAUCGUAGGCUCGUUGUCGCCUAAUCACCACACAAAGGGAGGGAGCAUUCCCAGAAUUAUUUAAUAUGAAGAUUGCCCUCAGUCCGUCUCUACCCGUUGACCUGCCACUGCCCAAAUAGUUACUUUCACAGGAUCGAAAUUUAAAACUAUUACUGGAGAUUUCUUCCUGAUACAUUACGUGUGUUUUCGGUGAGACAUGAAGUACUUAAUUAUACUAUUAGCAUGUGCUGGUGUUGUAUUAGGAGCAACAAUGUCCGAUGGUCAACUUGAAAGGACGUUAGCCGAUAAACCAACUAUGCAGAGACAUAUCCGAUGUGCUCUUGGAGAAGGUCCAUGUGAUACCGUCGGAAUACGACUGCGAACAUUGGCACCAUUGGUGUUGCGAGGAGCGUGUCCGCAAUGUACAAUUCAAGAAACGAGACAAAUUCGUCGCACCUUGGCUUUUGUUCAGAGAAACUUUCCUUGGGAGUGGGCAAAGAUUGCCGCACAUGUACUCGUGUUAUGUGCAUUAGUAGCUAUUUGCGUCGCCGAAACACAACGGCCGCCAGUCUCAGAUACAGCACUAGAUGACGCUCUCAAUGAUAAGCGUUUCAUACAACGACAGCUGAAAUGUGCGCUUGGUGAAGCGCCCUGUGAUCCAAUUGGGAAGAGACUAAAGACAUUGGCACCAUUGGUCCUGCGAGGAGCAUGUCCUCAGUGCUCGCCGCAAGAAACAAAACAAAUACAACGCACGCUUUCGUAUGUUCAAAGAAACUUCCCACAACAAUGGGCUAAAAUUGUACGUCAGUAUUCUGGCUAAAGCUAGAAUUAGCUAACGAUAAGGAAAUACUUUUAUUUAUACUAUUAAUUAUGAAAGUACAUUAUGACUAUGACUUAUGAGACGAACGACAAAAAUAAAGACGCAGCCUUUUUAAAAAAAGCGCGGGAAAUUGUUUAUAGAAGUAUCAUUAAUAAUAAUCAAAUUUUUUGCAAAAUAUCGUAUUAUAUAUACGUACGUAAUGUAUAAGUACUUAUUACAAUAUUACCUACUCUAGAAUAAGAACUAGCAUUAGCAUAGUUUAGUUCUUAUUCUAAGUUACCUACUUAUUAAAUUUAAGUUCACAGUUUAAA
Pieris napi is the source of this 1790-nucleotide messenger RNA. RefSeq names its product ejaculatory bulb-specific protein 3 (gene CSP16). The transcript has 5 exons. Bases 877 to 1479 code for a protein of 200 amino acids. The record is from RefSeq and is a predicted model, not a curated record. Lineage: Eukaryota; Metazoa; Arthropoda; Insecta; Lepidoptera; Pieridae.